Molecule: messenger RNA, 3707 nt
Organism: Trichobilharzia szidati
Lineage: Eukaryota; Metazoa; Platyhelminthes; Trematoda; Strigeidida; Schistosomatidae
Source: the annotation of a GenBank genome assembly
CUUUUGUGUAAAUACAAUUCUGUUCCAGUCACACUUGCCAUCUCAGGUCUUUUAACCUUGAUUCCGUUCGUUAGUACUUGCACGUUAGGCAGAGUACGAUUAGGGCCAUAAGCGGUGAAGAAGUUUUAUUUAUUACACUUAGAUCCUGCAUGAUCCGAAGCAAUGUAAUAAUAUCAGAAAGCUAACGUUAAGAGAUGAAUAGCUUUAUUGAAGCUCAUCAAUAAAUCAUCCAUGGGAUUGGACAUUGGACGAAAGCCUCAAGGGCAUUACCUGGUUGUCCUAUAAAGUAAGGGUUAACAUUUCUUGUUGCAACUGGCGGCGCGUAUGUAAAUUUGAUUACUACUGUGAGGUUAUUUGUUAUUAUAGUUGAUGGCGUCCAUCCAACUUCGCAUGCAAAGUUUAUCCUCAAAGCUCUUGAAAGAGGCUCAGAAGUUUGCUGACUAUAACAUCCGUUCAUAUUUUAUACGAAAGAUAAAUAGAACUUUCGAAAAACUUGGUGAAAUCAAGGACCAAGGUGUAUUAGAAGCAGAAUUGAGAAAAAAUGAAGAUUUGCUAGAAGUUUUACAGAGACAAACUACUCUUAGCAAUAUGUACAAAACUAAAAAAAGCGUGAUUGAAUGAAAUUUCGAGAGUUGUCUUGCUUCAGUUCUUAAUUGUAUUUUAUUUUAAUAAAUAAUAGACGAAUAAACUACCUUUUAUGAAUUGCUUACUAGCCCUACAACUUUAAUCCCUGAUAUAUUUUACAGCUUCACAUCUUGAAGAUGGAUCUGAAGUCAAGUUUAACUAAAUUCUUGUCAAUGCACGUCAAGAACUCUAGUUACCAGUUUGAUGAAGAGAUAAUCACCUACUUGGAAAGUAUUGUAGAAAGCUGUGAUUAUGAUGAGCUUGACGAAGUAGAAUUCCUCACUAUGUGUGGUGCUUACAUCCCUCAACUUAUUGAGAUACCCAAGGAAAUAUUCUUAGAAUGGUUUUCUUCAGUCAGUGAUUCAAUCAAAAGUAAGUCACAAGCACAUGGUACCGGUAAUUCGGAUCAUCAAAAUACUCCAAUUUCAUCAAAUAAUUCUAAGGAGAUAAAGAAGAAUUACGAACUGAAAGACCAAAAUACUGACCGAAUUUGUGAACACUGUUGUACAAAUUGCAGGCAAAUCGAUGCGGAUGAAUCUGUUAAAACAUUAGCUUCAAUCCUACCUGAUGCUUGCCGAAAUAUUCUCAAGGAUUGUUUACAAACAACUAAUAACAAUGUCGAUGAAGCAGUUCUACUCGCAUUGAAUCGGAUCACACUGAAUAGUAAUAGUAAUAAUAACAGUGAUAACACAACUGGUAAAGAAUUGAAUACUUCAAAAAGAAAUAAAACCAUAGUCACCGCCUCAAAGUCAUCACCGUCAACAACCACAACAACAACAACAGCUGAUAUCGAUGAGAAACUUGAUGAAAAGGCGAAAUCUUUAGUUCUUGAUCGUUAUGACUUCGUAUCAGAAAUUGGUGGUGGUGGUGGUGGUGGUCAGCUGGCAAAACCAAAAUUACCAAGUGUAUGUUUUGUUUAUUGUUUAACUAGUGUUUCAUCCUAAAAUAUGUGUGUAAAACUUGGCCACUGUGAUAGUAAGUAAUUCCGUAUCAGUUUGUUUAUUAGAUGGAUAUAUCACAUACAGUCAGUGAAACAGUAUUAUUAUAUACUGGAUGUGAGAAGGUUUCGAACAAAAUUUAUAUUAUUUAUUGUUCAUAUUCAUAUCGCCAGUUAUAAUCACACGACUUUGAAAUUUAAGUUUGUUUUUAUAGUUUUCCUCAUUCCUUCCUAUUCGUCGUCCUAGGGGUAGUAGAAUUUUCCAGAUGUGAGGGUGGGUGGACAACUGUUGAAUCAUUUGUAUUACACGUACUCUCUUCAGUUGAUUCGAUAAAUAAAGCUUCUGUUAUCAAUCAAUCUCUCCCUUCAUCCUGUUAUAUUAGAUUAGAUUUUAGAACUAUCAUUUUAUCCCAUCAUCCUGUUGUAUGGUUGGUUGUGUGUUGGUUGUGCAUUUGCAUGUAGUGAGUGCUAUAGCUGAACUAACUAUUCUCCAGAUUUCUUAUCUUACUCGGGUCCGUUAUCUUGACCGAUAUUUGGAUUUCCGAUGAUUUUACCUCACGUCAGUAAAAAAUAGGAUUGGUGAAAUGUCUAGGUAAUAGAGCAAAAAGAAACUAAAUGGUACCAAGGGAAAUCUAAGACAGAAAGUGAGGCAUAUGAGAGAAGCUUUAAAACUUAAUAACUACCCUGAUAAAUUAAUAAGGAAGUAUGUAGGGAAAUGUAAAAAUAAGAUAAGUAAUGAUAGUAGUGAUAGUGAUAAUAAUAAUAAUAGUAAUAUCAAUGACGACAUGGAUGUCAAACAUGCACAGAAUGAUGACAACACCAACAAAAAAGGAAUCUAAAUCAUCAGUAGUAAGUCCAUAGAAGGAAGGAACCUCGGAAACCCUACGGCGGAGAAUUCUUAACAAUGCAGGCAGGAAUAAAAGUGGCUGGCAUUCAAACUGCCCACAAACUCAAUUAGAAAUAAGCUUUUUCGAUUAAAGGAUCAAUCCUGUGGAGCCAAUUUAAUGAAACAAUUUAGUUUAUCUAAUACCCUGCUGCUUGAAUGAUUGUGUCAGGUCAAAUGCAUAGGUCAAAGUAGGAGAAUAGUGUCAGUCAAUCAGUCAGACUAGCGAAGCACAAAAAACCUUGCAGCAAAAUCUAGAUUAGUUCACCCUAAUGAAAUAAGAAACCUGGAGAAUAGUUAGUUCAGCUACAGCACUCACAACAUGUAAUUACACACACACAACCAACAAUGCAAUAGGAUGAUGGGAUAAGAUGACAGUUCGUUCUAAAAUCUAAUCUAAUGAAAUAGGGUGGAGGGGCAGACUGAUAACAGAACAGAAGCGUUAUUUAUCGAGUCAACUGAAGAGAAUACGUGUAAUAUGAAUGAUUCGACACCUGUCUCCUUCUUCUAUAUGGGUGAGAAACUUGGCCAGCGUGUCACAGAAGCAUUUCCAACAGGUCAGUGCAGACUUUUAUCAAUAGGUGCAUCCGCUCCAUAUUGAGGGUCAAAUGGCCGGCCAGUAAGAAUUAGCCAGAAGAAAUAGCUCUUCAGUGGAACGAUCCGAGAUGGAUUGAUCGGGUAUACACGCCAGUGAGGAGGAGGAGGCUGUCGGUCGAAUGACAUCAAGCUCAAUCAAUACAGGCUAUCACCCAAUUGGAAUCCGAACGGGAAGCGACCACUGGGUGGUGAGUGCGAGGGUGACAUGGAGAUGGUGUGUUGGAGAGAAGGAGUAGGAGAUGAGAUGUUAUGGGCGAUCUGCGGGUUAGCCAGAUGAAGUGGACAGUGAAUAUGUGUUGUUGAAGCCCUAUGUUCCACUCGGCACCCAAGGGAAUAAUAUAUAUAUAUAUAUCUUGUGAGGAACACCCUCGCUGUGUAAAGGCAGUGAACACAACUUAGCAACUAAUCUAUCUCGGAUUCAAAUCACACUCUGUCUGCAUCGAUUUGAAUAACUGGCUACCAUCAUAAACCUCUUUGCGCACACAUUAGGUACGUAAUCAUAAGUAAGUAAAUCCUGUAUUGACUAUUUGCUUUAUUAAUCUAUUUUCUGAUUUUAAUUUAUUGACUUGGAAUAAUUACAUAAUUAAUUCAAUAGAAUGAUUUAUUGUUUAUCGAUCAGUUUAAAGAAUAAAUUCGAAUUACAAAUUCAAGUAAGAUAGGGAAAUA